UCGUCGCUCUAGGCUGAGCCCCACACUUCCCAUCCUGCGAAAGGCUCGCCAUGGCGAUGGGCAGCAAAGGCGACGGCGGCUGCGUCCCGGAGCAGGAAGAUUCUGUGCUGUUCCGGCGUGGUACAGGCCAGAGUGAUGAUUCUGACAUCUGGGAUGAUACAGCAUUGAUAAAAGCUUAUGAUAAAGCUGUGGCUUCCUUUAAGCACGCUUUAAAGAAUGGUGACAUUUCAGAUAAACCGAAAGGUGAAACUUCAGACAAACCAAAAGACAAACCUAGAAGAAAACCUUUUAAGAAGAGUAAAAGCCAAAAGAAGACUACCACCACCCCCUUGAAACAGUGGAAAGUUGGGGACAGAUGCUCUGCUGUUUGGUCAGAAGAUGGCUGCAUUUACCCAGCUACCAUCGCUUCUGUUGAUUUGAAGAGAGAAACCUGUGUGGUGGUCUACACUGGAUAUGGAAACAGAGAGGAGCAAAAUCUGUGCGCUCUGCUUCCCCCGACCUGUGAGGCAGCUGACAACAUGGAACAGAGUGCUCAGGAGAAUGAAAAUGAAAGUCAGGUUUCAACGGAUGAAAGUGAGAGCUCUUCCAAGUCUCCAGGAAGUAAACCAAGUAACAUCAGGUCAAAAGCUACGUCCUGGAACUCCUUUUUCCCUCCGCCACCACCCAUUCCUGGUUCGGGAUUGAGACCUGGAAAGGCAGGUCUAAAAUUCAGUGGCCCACCUCCCCCACCGCCCCCACACUUCCUGUCGUGCUGGCUGCCUCCACUUCCGUCUGGACCACCAGUGAUCCCCCCACCACCUCCUGUCUGUCCGGACUCAUUGGAUGAUGCAGAUGCUUUGGGCAGCAUGCUGAUGUCAUGGUACAUGAGUGGCUACCACACUGGCUACUACAUGGGUUUCAGACAAAAUCAAAAAGAAGGGAGGGGCUCACAUUUCAACUGAAUGAGGAAACGCCCAUCCCAGACCACACAGCGCAUCCGUGCUACUCUGAGCUGUCCAUCUCCGGCUUGGCUCUGUGAGCAGCUGCUCUUGCCUGCUGGCCCUGUGGACCCCUGUUCUGCGCUCUUGGGAGUAGGACUUGGGUGUGGAUCUACGUGGGAUCCUUUCAGAUUUCUGCUUCUUCUCUUCGUGUCAGUCUCUGCCUGAGGCCUGAAGUACAGCCAGCCUCUGGUGCUAGGGAACUGGCCACAGCCUCAGCUGCCUCCACAAGCCAAAAGCCACUCCCUGGGCCAGCACCUACCCAGUGCCUGAAAAUGGUCAUGUCGUGGAUUGUGCUGUGCAGAGGUCUGCAACAGGACAACAGGAAAACAAUUCCACCUCCAGCUUCUUCCCUGUUUUCUCCCCGCCACCCAGUACAGGGAAUUGAACUCAGGACCUUGUGCUUGCCAGGAAGACACAGUGCCUCUGAACUACAUCCCUGACCCAUUGCCAUUUUCCAAACACCGGUUGGUUUUAACAAAUAUUUCAUCGCACCCUGAAUGCUUGGCCAGAUGACUUAGUUCACUAAAUCACUUUUCCCAUUUUACAUAUUUAUUUGUUUAUUUUUUCUGGUACUGGGAAUUGAAUCCAGAGCUACCCCUGCCCUUUUUAAUUUUUUGACACAAGGUCUUGCUAUGUUCCUGGGCUUACUUGCCUUGCCAAGUUGAACUUGAGAUGCUCGUGCCUUAGCCUCUCAGAGUCCUGGGGUGACAGGCGUACACCACUGUGCCCUGCCACCUUUCCCAUUUUAUAGCAGCUUACUGUCUUUCUUUCUGGCAGUGCUGGGAGGGCCUGACACUUGCCACACAAGUGCUCCAAGCUACCUACACCCUACCCUAGAGUGAAUAGCAAUCAUCACAUGCUUCUGAAUAAUUAGUCUCUUAUAGCCAUCAAAAGAAAGUGUAUUAAAUAGUGAUCCUGUAUCCCUCUCAGACUCAUGAGACUUAGAUAUUAAAUUUGGCAUUAUUGACACAUUUUUCUACAUAGCCAUAAGUCUAUUUUGGGUCCUUUUGCGUAGACAUUUUAUAGGAAUAAUUUUAUAGAUUGAUAAUUAGUUUUAGAUCCCGAUUCCUAGAUUCUGAGUAGUUCUGUACAUAACACAUUGCUUCCCACAAAAAGAGUAACACAGCUUGGGGCCAGGGAUUUAGCUCAGAGGUUCCCCCGCCUGUUUCGCAAACACAAGGUCCAUCCCUGGUACCAUCAGUCAGUCAAUCAAUCAAUCAAUCAGUAACAAAGCCUGUCUCCUACAGGCACAUCUAACUAUUACAGUCUUUGCUGGGGAGAUUUUAACCACUUAUCAGGUCAAUUAUUUAAAUACAAGAUGACCAAAAAUUGCAUAUUUUUCUUCCUUGAUUUUUAUAAGAUAAC
Molecule: messenger RNA, 2345 nt
Organism: Fukomys damarensis (Damara mole-rat)
Lineage: Eukaryota; Metazoa; Chordata; Mammalia; Rodentia; Bathyergidae
Product: survival motor neuron protein
Exons: 9
Coding region: 51-941 (296 amino acids)
Biological process (GO): regulation of alternative mRNA splicing, via spliceosome; mRNA processing
Cellular component (GO): nucleus; cytoplasm; precatalytic spliceosome
Molecular function (GO): RNA binding
Source: RefSeq, a predicted model, not a curated record